CACAAUCAAACAUGGGGCGGGUCGACGGGCUCAAAUUGUACCACAGACACAGAGAGCUGCAGAUCUAGUUAAGAUGCAGUCAAUGGAAACAAAAGGCACCUCCUUUGGUUAUGGUGUUCUUAAUUUAAUAGUGAUUGUAAUCUAAAACUAAUCAUUCUAUCAAUCAAAGUAAUAAUGGAUUACUUUUUUCAAAUUUACGUGGGAGUUCGGCGAUGAAUGAAAAGAAAAAUCAGAACUUUGCUUACAUUGUCAGUUUUCUUUAUUGAUUAAACUUCACUCUAAAGCAAUAGUAAUCUAAGUUAAUAACUAUUAUCAUAACCUUUGGUAUUACUAUGUUCUUCUUCUCUGGUUUUCACUGCCCAAAUGGAGAUCACAAGUAUAUUCUUUCUUUAUAUUCUUCUUCUUUCAUGGGUUUCUCUCACCAUUACAGGUUAUGGACCAGCUCCGGCACCGGAAUCUGGUGAUAGUAUUGGUUUGUCUCCGGAUUAUGACAAAAUGUCGGAACCACCGGCAUUGUCUCCGGCGAUGGGAAUAAGUGGAGCUCCUGCACCGGGUUUGGGAGAGGAAAGUUCCGGUGAUUUGUCUUCUCCGCCGCCAGUGAAGUCCGAUCCGUGGACGGUGAAGUGGUGUGCUGUGAAAGAUGAGUUUGUGGACUGUCAGAACUAUUUGAACCUCUUGGGGCAGAAAGAGAAUUAUACUUGGGAAUGUGUUAAAAGAGAAACAACUGAAGCAUGUUUAGAAUCGAUAAAAAAAGGUGAAGCGGAUUUAAUAAACUUAGAAGCAGGAUUAGCUUACAUUGCAUUUCUCAAUUACUCAAUGAAAGCAAUUGCAAAUGAAGUGUACUGUAAUCAUGCUGAAAGUUAUGAAGCUGUUGCAAUUGUGAACAAAAAAUUAUGCAAACACGGAGAAGAAGAAAUUAGUUUAGUGGAUUUCAAAGGGAAAAGGUCUUGUCAUGGUGGUUAUUCAACAGCUAUGGGUUGGAAUUAUCCUGUUAAUCAUCUUAAGAAUUUGACUAGUUCUCAACAAUUGAAUGAUGAGGAGAUUGUAACAGGCUUUUUCUCCAAGGUUUGUGCGCCUUCGGAAUUUGAAAGUAAGGGUAUUUGUAGUGGGUGUGGUAAUGAAAAUGGUUCAUGUAGUGAGAGCAAUUUGUAUUCGGGUCAUUCAGGUGCCUUUCGCUGCCUUGUUGAGGAUAUGGGUGAUAUUGCAUUUGUUAAAGGAGAUACUGCAUUGCUUUUCUCCAAGGAAGGUCCAAAUAAUCAGACUUGGUCGACUAAGUCCAUGAGUGACUUCAUGUAUCUUUGUCUCCAGGGGGGCUGCAGGGAGAUCAAUGGUUAUCCUGGCGACUGUUCAUUUGGAGCAGUUCCUGCGAAUGUCAUAAUGACCAGUAACUCUAUAUCCAGCAAAAAGAUGUCUGCAGUUUUGCAGUCAUUGCUUAAUGCAACAUGGGUUGAUGCUCUUUACACUGGGAAAAAUGCAGCUGGCCACCUACUUAGUUCCAGUGCUCAAGGAUUAAUUCUAGUCGAGAAGCUCACAAGAUCAUACCUUGGAAAUUCAGCUUCCAUUUCUUCGAGUAUACAAGAAAUAAAUUUGAAAAAGGUUGAACCCUCAGCAAAAGAAUCAGUUCCAGGAUUGCCUUCUUCACCAUCAACACGUAUUCAGCAUACAUGGAUUAUAGCUACUUUCAUAGUCAUAUUUUCCCAGAGUUUUCUUUAAAAUACAUGAUAGAGUAGUUUAAGUUCUUGUUGCAAGUGUCAUUGAUAUAGAGAAGGUUUCACACAAUUUUGUAGUGGAAUGAAGAAUACAGAUAGAAGUUUUUACUGAUAAAAUUACAAAACAAGAUCUGCAAUUAAGAGCUCAUUAUAAAUGAUUACGUGGGAGUUUUACAGUGGGUUAUGGGAUAACAAAUUUCAAACAAUCUAGGCAAAUUUAAAGU
Molecule: messenger RNA, 1933 nt
Organism: Papaver somniferum (opium poppy)
Lineage: Eukaryota; Viridiplantae; Streptophyta; Magnoliopsida; Ranunculales; Papaveraceae
Product: serotransferrin-like
Exons: 7
Coding region: 364-1713 (449 amino acids)
Biological process (GO): iron ion transport
Cellular component (GO): plasma membrane; early endosome; recycling endosome
Source: RefSeq, a predicted model, not a curated record